AUCAAAAAGAUAAACUUUGGAGCAAGAAAGACAACACAGCACCAUUUACGCACACACAGAGAGAGAGAAAGAAAAGAGAAAGAGGGUUCACGAGCGUAUCACCGACCUUCUGAACCUGCAACUUCAACUUCAACUUCUAACUUCAACAACCACUGCAAGUUCUGAAAAAAAAAAAUUAAAAAAAAAAAUCCCCCAAGUGCUAAUUUGAUUGGGUGGGUGAAACCUUCACGGGGUUCAAGUCUCUUUCUUCACCCACCAACACCACCAAUCAUCUGAACCCAGUGGUUCACGCCGACCCACGUUCUCUUUUUGAAAGAUCUGAUCUGGGUUUUGAAUGUUUCAAUGUGAAGAGUUGAGCUUUUCUGUUGCAUAAUAAAAAAAGGUGAGAUUUUGAAGUGUGGAAAUGGAUCGUUCUGCGAUCACUGCUGGGCCAGGAAUGGAUAUGCCGAUCAUGCAUGACAGUGACAGGUAUGAGCUCGUUCGUGAUAUUGGGUCUGGGAAUUUUGGGGUUGCCAGGCUCAUGAGGGACAAGCACACUGAGGAGCUUGUUGCUGUUAAGUAUAUUGAGAGAGGUGAUAAGAUAGAUGAAAAUGUACGAAGGGAAAUUAUAAAUCAUAAAUCACUGAGGCACCCCAAUAUUGUGAGGUUCAAGGAGGUUAUAUUGACCCCUACCCAUUUGGCUAUUGUCAUGGAAUAUGCUUCCGGAGGAGAGCUAUUUGAGCGAAUAUGCAAUGCAGGACGGUUUAGCGAGGAUGAGGCACGCUUCUUCUUUCAACAACUUAUAUCAGGGGUUAGCUACUGUCAUGCCAUGCAAGUAUGCCAUCGUGACUUGAAGUUGGAGAACACAUUGCUGGAUGGUAGUCCAGCUCCUCGUUUAAAGAUUUGUGAUUUUGGGUAUUCGAAGAUCUUGACUCGAAUCUUGACUGUCUUACUUUUGCAGUCCUCAGUGCUACAUUCGCAACCAAAAUCUACAGUCGGUACCCCUGCAUACAUUGCUCCUGAAGUUUUGCUUAAGAAGGAAUAUGAUGGGAAGAUUGCAGAUGUGUGGUCUUGUGGGGUGACCUUGUAUGUCAUGUUGGUGGGUGCAUAUCCUUUCGAGGAUCCCGAGGAACCUAAAAAUUUCCGGAAGACAAUUCAUAGGAUUUUGAAAGUCCAGUACUCAAUUCCUGAUUAUGUUCAUAUAUCUCCCGAAUGCCGUCAUCUGAUCUCAAGGAUCUUUGUUGCAGACCCUGCACAGAGAAUAACUAUCCCUGAGAUUAGAAACCACGAGUGGUUUUUGAAGAAUCUUCCAGCUGAUCUCAUGGUUGAGAAUACAAUGAACAACCAGUUUGAGGAGCCUGAUCAACCAAUGCAGAGCAGUGAAGAAAUCAUGCAGAUAAUAAGUGAGGCUACAAUUCCUGCAGCUGGAACUCAAUCUCUCAAUCAGUAUCUUACUGGUAGUUUGGAUAUUGAUGAUGACAUGGAUGAGGACCUAGAGUCAGAUCCUGAACUUGAUAUUGAUAGCAGUGGAGAAAUAGUUUAUGCAAUGUAAGAUGCUGGAAGACAAUGGAAACUGGCUUCUUGGAUCAAUUUAGAUAUUAUAAUAGCCUAGGUUGUUCAGUAGGUUUGGAAUAUGUGGAAGAAAAAACAUUUCACAUCUACCAAGAAAGGAUUCUGUGAUAAAAAAAAAAAAAAUUCUUAAUAUUGUGAGAGGAUCCAUUGUGCUUGUAUUUUAUGGUCUUUCCUGAUUACAUUAUGCUUUGUAAUGAUAGUUGUGUUGUUGUUAUAUUAUGAAUUGGUUGUCUUUCCCUUUCCACCCUUC
Messenger RNA from Gastrolobium bilobum, 1801 nucleotides. Its product is annotated as serine/threonine-protein kinase SRK2E. Bases 404 to 1531 code for a protein of 375 amino acids. The record is from RefSeq and is a predicted model, not a curated record. Gene Ontology annotation, biological process: protein phosphorylation; intracellular signal transduction. Gene Ontology annotation, cellular component: nucleus. Gene Ontology annotation, molecular function: ATP binding; protein serine/threonine kinase activity. The transcript has 9 exons. NCBI's taxonomy places the organism in Eukaryota, Viridiplantae, Streptophyta, Magnoliopsida, Fabales, Fabaceae.